This is a messenger RNA of Bombus pascuorum, 1687 nucleotides long. Its product is annotated as E3 ubiquitin-protein ligase TRIM45-like. Gene Ontology annotation, molecular function: zinc ion binding. The transcript has 4 exons. The coding region runs from base 252 to 1367 and encodes 371 amino acids. The record is from RefSeq and is a predicted model, not a curated record. NCBI's taxonomy places the organism in Eukaryota, Metazoa, Arthropoda, Insecta, Hymenoptera, Apidae.
AUUUUAAAUUUAGUAUAAAGCAUUCUAAAGCAUCCACAUUUUCGUUUCGCAUGCGUUCGCUUUAACGUUAUUUAUAACUCAUUACGCUAUGGCAAGCACGAAGUAGUGCAAAAGAUAUUCAUACCAUCCACCGACGAAUUUCUGUAUAUGUUACGUUUCUCCAUAAAUCAGUAAGUCCUCUUUAAUCUUUUUUAGAUUAAAUAAUUUACGCAAUUGUAAUUAUUCAAUAAAUAAAUUAGCGUGACAAUUUAAUGGUGUCUAUGGAUUAUAUCAACUGUUCGAAAUAUCGAUCUAUAAAGAGUUGCUGCAGUGAAAAGUCAUCGAUGGACGAUGAAAAUAAGAACAAUGAAUUUCGUAAUAAAGAUUGUAUAUUCCUUGAACGAAAAAAUAAAAUCGAAGAUGGAUAUUCCACUGUUAAUGUGGAGCCAUUACGUUUCGUUAAAAAUGUACGUAUAAAAGACCAAAUAAAUGGAGAUAUACAAGAGGAAAGCUUCUCUUCCUUUAAUAUGCAGGAAGAUAAAGAUUUUCGAUGUCCUAGAUGUGGUCAAAGCAUGCAAGAACCUAGAUUACUUCCUUGCUUGCAUCCUAUAUGUUCAACAUGUAUUUCAGAAUUAAUGAGUAAACGUAAGUGGUAUAGAAUUAAAAAUUUAAUGUACCUUCUCAAAAACAGAAAUCUUAUUAUGCUCUCUUUUACAUUCACAGCAUUCUAUAAUUUUACAAAAAGUAUUAAAACUCAAAAUAAUCAAUCGGAAAGCAACCAAAAUAAUUAUUACGAAAUUUGCCCUCUAUGUGAUGUUCAAUUACCAAAUGCUAAUUCAACAGUUCCACCUCCGCAUUAUCCUCUUCAGUAUCGUUUGAUAAUGAGUGCUAUCCGCUCUAAAUUUACAAACAAAAUACUUUGUGAUAUUUGCCCAGAUGAAGUUGUUGCAGUUGUUCAGUGUUCCACGUGUCUCCGCAAUUUUUGCUUAGAGUGUGGUAUGAAACAUCAACAACAAAUCACAUUGGAAUUAAAACCAUUAAAACAUUCGAUAAGACCGCUAAUGGAAGCUACAAAAGUACGACGUACUGCACUUUGCCAGCAACAUCCUACACAUGCUUUGCGUUUUUAUUGUAUUGCUUGUCAACAGGUAACCUGUAAAGAAUGUAUGUGGAGUAGUCAACACAGAGGUCAUGCAAGUGAAAAUGCUGCUGGAGUUGCAAAACGAGUUAUUUUAUAUUUAACGAAAAUGUUGCAAAGAGCAAAAAUGCUUUUAAACAUGCUCCUAACGCAGUACGAUCGAGAUGCAUUUUUAAAUAGCUCUUUUGAGGAAAUAAAUGAUACCUGCAUUUCAGUUGAUUAUAGGUAUGUUAAACUGAUAAUUUCUUAAAUCAAUUAUUCGUCAGAUAAUAUUACAAUUAUAAGAAAUAUAUAUACACAUAUAAAAAAAAUUAGGGAUAUGCUAAGACAGAAGGUAUAUUAUAAGAGAAACAUACAUAAGUAAAUAUACAUACAUAUACUACUUACAUACAUGUAUCUGAAUUGUCAUGUGAUGAUUAUUACUAUAGAUCUUAAGAUUCAAUUAAGAAUAUUGUGUGACUGUCAUUUGAGGUAAAAAUUUAUGCAUUUUUGUAGGAUAAAAAAAACUGUGAUAAAAAAUAACUGUUACUAUACAAAUAAUUAAAAAAAAUAAAACAUUCCAUUAUAUAA